AUUGGAUAUUAAUUAAAAGUUCAAAAUACAUCGUGGAACGAGGUGCGGCAAGCGGACAGAUUUAAGUCAUCGCAAGUAAACCAUACCUUAUCCUGUAACAUGCAUAGCCUUUAAAUAAUUAAAAGACUCACACUGCAGAAAAUUUAUUGCAGAAUUAACUAAAGGACAUUGGGGAUAUAUGAUAUAUAUAGAUUCUACAAUACAAUAUAAUAUAAUUACAGGUUGUUUGUAGUUGGGAAGGCAAUGAAGAAAUAUUCUUGCACUCUGCGACUGCUCCUUGUUGUGGUGGGUGUUGUUUUAUGUCAUCAUAUAAAUGUUGUUUCAGCAGCUGGCAAUGAUAAGGAUGAAGAUGAUCUCUCAAGAGUCGAGUUCCUUCCCGGCUUUAAUGGCCGCCUUCCUUUUGAACUCUUCACCGGGUAUAUCGGGGUGUCUGAAAAUGAGGAAGUGCAGCUGUUUUACUACUUUAUUAAAUCAGAAUCAAACUCAAAGGAAGAUCCUCUGAUUCUCUGGCUCAGUGGGGGUCCUGGCUGUUCCUCUCUCACUGCAUUCAUGUAUGAACUUGGACCGUUAGAGUUCAAGGUGGAAGAGUACAACGGAAGUCUACCCACGUUGCUUCUUGCUCCACAUUCCAUGUCCAAGGUGGCAAACGUUCUAUUUUUGGAUCAACCAGCGAAUACAGGAUUUUCAUAUGCCACAACUCCAAAUGCCGCCCGUUUUACUGAUUUGGAAGCGUGCAACCAUGUCUAUGACUUUUUGCAAAAGUGGUUUACGAAACAUCCAGAUUUCAAAUCAAAUCCAUUUUAUGUUGCCGGGGAUUCUUAUGCGGGGAUCGUUGUUCCAAUUAUAAGUGUGCUUAUAUCUGAUGGAAAUGAAGUUGCCAACAAGUCGGUGGUGAUCAAUCUUAAGGGGUACAUACUAGGAAACCCCGUAACAUUUCCUGCCCAGAAAAAUUAUUCAAUUCCAUUUGCUCAUAGAAUGGGUCUCGUCUCCAGUGAACUUUACAAGUCGAUUGCAGAGAACUGUAAAGAAGAAUUUGAAUUUGAAGAGAUGGAUGGCAUGAAAAAUGAUUUGUGUUCUCAAGAACUCAAGGUGUUCAAGCAGAUGAUAAGUGGAAUCAAUCCGGAGCACGUUCUCGAACCCGUAUGCGAAUCACAGUUCAUAUUGCUAAAUUCCGGCGGUGUCAAAUUUUUCAAUAAAGGAACCACGAGAUCACUGCGUGAGAAAAAACUAAAUAUGCAAUGGUGUCGUGGAUCCAUCGAACAAUGGUUGAGAUGUAGAUCGAUUAUUUUCCCGAGCGCCUAUACGGUCACAACAAGAGAUAGCAGACAAUAUCAUGCAAAUCUUAGUCGUAGAGGUUAUGCUUCAUUAAUAUUCAGAUAAAUGAGUGAACCAGUCGAGAAGGUAGCAAUAAGCGUAUUGCGUAAAGAUAAAGGAAUAAUACAAGAGCAAGUCAAAGGAGGUGGUUGCCUGGUUGCACGUGGAGGACAAAUAGGGGAUCAUUGCUAAACUUGGGGAAGGAGUAAAAUGCAUGUGAUAAAUAGGUUAUUCCAGCAUUCUU
This is a messenger RNA of Cuscuta epithymum, 1558 nucleotides long. Lineage: Eukaryota; Viridiplantae; Streptophyta; Magnoliopsida; Solanales; Convolvulaceae. The record is from the annotation of a GenBank genome assembly.